CCGAGGACAUCCUGAAAGCAGACCUUUUGGUCAGCCAGGCCAACGGCAACAGGCAAGAGUCAGUUCUCCUUAAAGUCAAGGAGGACAUGCUGGAGACUGCCAAGCAGCGGCGGGUCGCAGAGCAAGCCUUGUUUGAGGAGGCCGAGCAGCUUGAGCUCAAGCGCAAGGCCAAUGCUACCAAGAAGGUUGAAGUUUCCAGCGCAGCCCUGGAAAAGUUGCAGUGUGAAAACUCCAUUGCAAAAGCCAGAGAGACCAUGCAGUCCAUGGCCCGAAAGACAAAAGCCCAGUACGGGACCUUGAAGCAGGAGGUCUUGGAAGUCAACCCCGAUGACGAAACCAUCGUCAACGAGCUCAAAGACAAGACAGCCCACUUGGAGGAGCUCUUGCAGAACCAGGAGUUGUACUGCGAUAAGGAAGCUGCCCAGCACUGGCACAACCUUUUCAUGAACAUUAGUUCCUUCCUGAAGUCCUACGCCGCCAGCACCGAGAGCAAGAACAUCAAGGACUGGAUGUCUUCAACUAGGCAGUGGUCCGCCGAUGUGAAGAAGAAAGCCAACAAGAGAAAAAAGGAUGCUGCCUCCGACGCUGCCAAAGGCAGCAAGAAGCAGAAGACCCCCUCCCUGCCUCCCGGCGUAAACACCGGGUGGGGCAAGGAAGUCCACAGCCAGAUGCUGCACAACCAUGCCAAGGAGGAUCUUGGCUGGAAAAGCGAUGCAACCGGUUGGAUGCGCCUCGAGAACGCUGACCAUUGCUUGGUGCUUCCAGAGAAGCAGCAGGAAGGUUGGAAGAAGAAAGGGCCUGAGAUCAACACAAGCAUCGUGGCCAAGCCUCAAGUCCAAAGCAGAAUGGACAAAGAUUGGACCAAAUUGUUGGGAUCAGCUGCCGACCACCUCAUGGACAUCAAUGUGGAUGCAGACUUGAAAGAGAUUUUCGUGCCCAUGUUUUGGUCUAUGGGUAGCACGUGUCUGGGCUUCAAGUUGCAGACGGACGAUUUGAAGGACGGCUGGCAGAACUUCUGCGACAAGAUCCUGCAAACAAGUCCAAAAUCAUUCUUGAAGCGAUGCCAGCAGAGAGGAUGGCUCGUGCAACUCACGCCCGGCAAGGUUUUAGGCAUUCCUCCAGGCCAUGUGUACCUCCACGUUGCAGAUGGAGAGUGUCACGGGGCCAGGAUUCUGAAGCUCACCACCGGUGGCAUGAAGAGAACAAUUGGUAAUCUCACCUCCAAAGUGGCAGAUAACAAAGAGCUCAAAACCAUGCGCGCAGGCAGGCUGCUGGAUGUGCUCAUGACCGAUACCGACACCACAACUGGCGUCACAACAGAUAGCACCGAUCUGCUGCAAUUGGCACUCGAGGAUGCUGUCCUGUCGCAAGAUGACUGA
Messenger RNA from Symbiodinium pilosum, 1379 nucleotides. The record is from the annotation of a GenBank genome assembly. NCBI's taxonomy places the organism in Eukaryota, Dinophyceae, Suessiales, Symbiodiniaceae.